Messenger RNA from Manis javanica (Malayan pangolin), 3926 nucleotides. It is a transcript of the gene HEATR6, whose product is annotated as HEAT repeat containing 6. The record is from RefSeq and is a predicted model, not a curated record. NCBI's taxonomy places the organism in Eukaryota, Metazoa, Chordata, Mammalia, Pholidota, Manidae.
GUGUCCUACGUAGGAAAGAUGGCGGCGGUGCAGGUCGCUGGCUGUCUACCCGGCAGGCCGCCGCCGGAUCCGCCGCCUGAGCAGAAUAAUGGGUUCCGCCGCUUGUCCGCCAGGCUCUGCGCCCUGCGCCCGGAUGGCAGCAGCUCCGCCCGCACCGAGAUCCACCUGCUCUUCGACCAGCUCAUCUCCGAGAACUACAGCGAGGGCGGCGGCGUGGCCCCGGAGGAUGUCAGCACUCUUCUUGUCCAUGCUUGCCGACUGGUGCCUCUUAAUCAGAAUCAUCUUGUCAGCAAAGUGUCUCAGCUUAUCCACCAUUUACUCAACAGAUUGCAGGUGAUUGUUGAUGAACAAAACCUGGAUUUUCUGUUGGCAUAUACUAUUUCCGCUAUUCAGCGGUGCAGUUCUUGGACACACAUGGAAAUUCUUCAAGCCCUUGCAGCUCUGGUUUAUGGCAAUGGCUCAAAAUGUCAAAAGUACCUCCCAGACUUGCUAGGCAAGAGUGGACUCUUGAUGAAGUUGAGUGACUUGGCUCAGUCUGACCCUGAAGUUAGGAGAGCUGCAAUACAUUGUAUGGCAAACCUGUGUCUCAGUGUGCCAGGUCAGCCGUACUUGGAGGAGCCCUACCAAAAUAUCUGCUUCCAAGCUUUCUUGACCAUGUUACAGUCUCCAAAAUCAUCUGAUAUGGAUGAUAUCACAUUCUGUAUGUUGUUACAAAAUGCAUUAAAAGGUAUACAGUCUCUUCUAAAUGGUGGGAAGAUGAAACUGACACAGACUGAUGAACUUGGAGCUCUUCUAGCUGUGCUGAAGAAAUCCAUGUUUCAUGGACUCCCUGGACUGAACUUAGAGAUGCCUAUGGUGUUAUACCCCACUCCACUUCCUCAGUAUGAUGGGCGACCACCCAUCCAACCACAGCCAUCAGAAUCCAGUGCUUCUCGGCCAACUGUGAAUAAAAAGAAAAAAUCAAAAGUAAAAUCAAAGAAAACCCAGCAAGGGGAGGAGGAUGAGGAGGAAUCCAGUGGUGAAAGAGAAGUAGCCCUGGCCCCUGGCUUGGGCAGAGUGCAGCUCCAGGAAGGGACCGCUCACCGUUCCUCCUCCCCGGGUGUCCGGAGUUUGCCAGCAGAUGGAAGUGGAGCUGCAGGAAAAGACCGCAUCUCCUCAGCCUUCAGUUCUUCGGGUUGGAAGAGGGUCAGCAGUAGUGAGUCAGACUAUUCUGAUGCUGAAGGAGGCAUGCAGAGUAAAAUGAGGUCUUACCAAGCCAAAGUUCGCCAAGGAGCAUUAGCUUGUUUUCUUUCUACUAUAAAAUCAAUAGAAAAAAAAGUUCUUUAUGGCUACUGGUCAGCUUUUGUUCCUGAUACCCCUGAGCUUGGAAGCCCACAGUCUGUGUCCUUGAUGACUCUUACAUUAAAAGAUCCUUCUCCAAAGACACGUGCCUGUGCUCUGCAAGUUUUAUCUGCCAUCUUGGAAGGUUCAAAGCAGUUUCUGUCUGUUGCUGAAGACACCAGUGACCACAGAAGGGCCUUUACUCCCUUCUCUGUAAUGAUCGCUUCCAGCAUUAGGGAGUUGCACAGAUGCCUUUUGUUAGCUUUGGUGGCCGAGUCAUCCUCACAGACCCUUACUCAGAUAAUAAAGUGCCUUGCAAAUUUAGUAUCAAAUUCGCCUUAUAACCGACUGAAACUCAGCCUGCUUACCAAAGUCUGGAACCAGAUAAAGCCUUUUAUCUGCCACAAAGAUGUUAAUGUUCGAGUGUCAAGUCUCACUCUCUUGGGAGCCAUAGUGUCCACUCACGCACCUUUACCUGAAGUCCAGCUACUUUUACAGCAGCCCUGUUCUUCUGGACUCAGCAAUAGCAAUUCAGCGACUCCUCACCUCAGCCCUGCUGAUUGGUGGAAGAAAGCCCCCUCAGGACUCUUUCUGGAAGAAACACCAGUUAGCUCCCCAAAGGGGUCUUCAGAGCCCUGCUGGCUCAUUCGGCUUUGCAUUUCCACUGUCGUGCUGCCCAGGGAGGAUUCCUGUUCAGGUAGCGAUGCUGGCUCUGCAGCAGGCAGCACCUAUGAACCAUCCCCCAUGCGACUGGAGGCCUUACAGGUGUUGGCUCAUCUGGCACGGGGCUACUUUUCCAUGGCUCAGGUGUACUUGAUGGAGCUUGGAGACUUGAUUUGCAAGUGCAUGGGGGAAGCAGAUCCAUCCAUUCAGCUUCAUGGAGCAAAGCUUCUGGAAGAACUGGGUACAGGCUUAAUACAACAGUACAAAUCAGAUUCUACCAUAGCACCUGAUCAGCGAGUGCCAGUCACCUUGGUGGUGGCUUUCUGGACUCUGAUGCUGAAUGGCCCUUUACCCAGAGCCCUGCAGAAUUCAGAGCACCCGUCUCUGCAGGCCAGCGCCUGUGAUGCCCUGUCUUCCAUCUUGCCAGAAGCCUUCAGCAAUCUCCCGAAUGACAGGCAGAUCCUGUGCAUCACCAUGCUGCUUGGGCUGAAUGACAGCAAGAAUCGUUUAGUGAAAGCUUCGACCUCCAGGGCUCUUGGAGUCUAUGUGCUUUUCCCCUGUCUCAGACAGGAUGUCAUAUUUGUUGCAGACACAGCAAAUGCAAUAUUGAUGUCACUUCAAGACAAGUCUCUGAAUGUCCGGGCCAAAGCAGCCUGGUCCCUGGGCAACCUGACAGAUACUCUGAUUGUCAACAUGGAAACACCAGACCCAAGUUUCCAGGAAGAGUUCUCUGGUCUCCUGCUCUUAAAGAUGUUGCAGGCAGCUAUAGAGGCAUCCAAGGAUAAAGACAAGGUAAAAAGCAAUGCAGUCCGGGCCCUUGGAAAUUUGCUUCAUUUUCUGCAACCUUCUCAUAUAGAAAAACCCAGAUUUGCUAAAAUCAUUGAGGAGUCCAUCCAGGCCCUCAUUUCUACUGUUCUAAUCGAGGCUGCCAUGAAAGUCCGAUGGAAUGCUUGUUAUGCAAUGGGGAAUGUGUUUAAAAAUCCUGCUCUCCCAUUAGGAACAGCCCCAUGGACCUCCCAGGCCUACAAUGCUCUGACGUCAGUUGUGACAUCAUGCAAGAACUUUAAAGUGCGCAUCAGAUCUGCCACUGCCCUUGCCGUCCCGGGCAAGAGAGAGCACUAUGGGUCUGUUGGCCAGUACGCUCAGAUCUGGAAUGCAUUGGUCACUGCCUUACAAAAGAGUGAAGACACUACAGACUUUUUGGAAUUCAAGUACUGUACCAGCCUGAGGACCCAGAUCUGCCAGGCACUGAUUCAUCUUUUGUGCUUGGCUAGCACCUCAGAUCUGCCCUGCAUCAAAGAAACUCUUGACCAGAAUGGGGACAUGGUGCAGUCCUAUAUCCUACAAUUUUUAAAAUCAGGAGUAGAGAGAGACAAUGCUGGAGCACCCCGUAGCCCACAGGAAAGAGACCAGAUGGUCAAAACGGCCCUGGAGCACAUAAGCAGUGUCCAGACACUGGCUGGGAACACAGCCAAAAGGGCCGUCAUGGGCUUUUUAGAAGAUAUACUGACCAUUUAUUUAGACUCUUCUGGAUCACAAGUAGCACUCACAGGAUUAACAAAUUGGUGAAUAUGCCACCAUACUUUCCAGGUGUCAAGUGGUAAUAGGAAGACCCAAGCGUGAGCAUCAGAUAUGUGGGAUUUAAUCUUAGGGGCAGAAACAAUCUACCUACUAUUUAUUUAGAGUUAGCAGCUCUGUAACUUUUUCUCAAAGGGCCCAGCUGCUGUAGAGAAGUGGUCCUGCUGCCCUGGCUCUGGUCCGGGUUGUUGGAACCUCUCACCUGUGCAACCAGCAGCCGAGGAGUUGGGUUGUAGUGUGGGCUGAGCAGCCUGGGGGGUUGUGAAGAAUAUUUAGUCUCAGAAGAUGAAAAAAAGCAAAAGCAUUUAGUUGUAUAUUGUCUCUGGGAAUUGUUUUCUUUUAUAAUAAAUGGAUGAAAAAUAGUG